Phaedon cochleariae (mustard beetle) is the source of this 1208-nucleotide messenger RNA. Lineage: Eukaryota; Metazoa; Arthropoda; Insecta; Coleoptera; Chrysomelidae. The record is from the annotation of a GenBank genome assembly.
CAUACAUGUAUAUCAUCAAGGGCUGGAAAUUCAUAACAAUAAUAAUAAACUACAAUUUAAUUCCCAUCUUCAUGACUAUAAUACUCGAGGUUCAGGUCAAGUUAGGCUCCCCCCGAUACAGGUUGACAAGAUCUUCAAAAAACAAUCAUCUACCUAUCCAACUUACAUCUUAAGAUGAUCUAUCACUAUAUCAGGUUCUUUUGUACUGGUAGAUUGAUAUGGCCGAAUAUUUUUCCAUAAACAUUUUUUAUAGGUCACAACCUUUGCCAGAUGAUACUUCAGGUAAAAGUGGUGCUAAAUUCUACCUGAGCUAUGACAAAAUUUUCAUCAUCAAAACAUUAACCUCAGAAGAAGUGGAGAGGAUGCAUUCCUUUUUGAAGCAUUACCAUCCUUAUAUUGUAGAAAGGCAUGGCAAAACGCUUCUCCCUCAAUAUCUGGGCAUGUAUCGAUUGACGGUCGAUAACGCAGAACACUAUAUCGUCGUAAGCAGAAACGUGUUCUCCAAUCAUUUGAACACCCAUCGGAAAUUCGAUCUGAAAGGAUCUACCGUGGACAGGGAGGCCUCCGAAAAGGAGAGAGAGAAAGAUCUACCCACCUUCAAGGACAAUGAUUUUGUUAACGAACAGAUGAAGGUUAGCAUCGGGGAUGAAGCCAAAUCAAAAUUAAUGGAAACAUUGAAUGCAGAUGUCGUAUUUUUGACGAAACUGCAUUUAAUGGACUAUAGCCUCUUGUUAGGCAUCCACGAAGUGGAGAGGGGCGAGCAGGAGCUCGAGCGCCAGCGCGAAAUGGAGGCCGAGAAUCCGCCCGAUUCGGACGAGAGCGAAUCCGGCUCUGGGCUGGAGGGCAGGCAGUGUGCGGGCAUGACGACGCCGCCCGAUUCGCCGAACGCGGUCGGGCGGCUGCUCAGGGAGCACAGCCUGCAGUACGAAGGUAAAUUCCACAAAAUCUACCGGUAUUUAGAGGUCGUCACAGGUGGGAUAAUACCCGAGCUCGACAUUUACGCGAUACCGAGCUGUGAAUCGGCGCCAGUCAAAGAGAUCUAUUUCAUAGCCAUCAUCGAUGUGUUGACCCACUACGGAGUCAGGAAACAGGCCGCCAAGGCAGCCAAAACCGUCAAAUACGGUUCCAAUGUGGACGGUAUCAGCACUUGCGACCCGGAACAGUACGCCAGAAGGUUCAUCGACUUCAUGUCGAAAGCCAUUGAGUAA